Messenger RNA from Arachis ipaensis, 582 nucleotides. Its product is annotated as DNA-directed RNA polymerases II, IV and V subunit 12. Gene Ontology annotation, cellular component: RNA polymerase II, core complex; RNA polymerase III complex; RNA polymerase I complex. Gene Ontology annotation, molecular function: DNA binding; zinc ion binding. The record is from RefSeq and is a predicted model, not a curated record. Gene Ontology annotation, biological process: DNA-templated transcription. Lineage: Eukaryota; Viridiplantae; Streptophyta; Magnoliopsida; Fabales; Fabaceae.
CGCCCUCCGUCGAGCCACUGCCGCCCUCCGUCCUUGUAACCACUGCUCUCCUCUUCCGCGAGCUCGGUCCAACCCUCGUCUUCAUAUUCUCGGCGUCGUUGUCAACUCGUCAUCUUCUCUCCAUCGUCUGGUCGGCGUCUUCUGUUAAUCAACGGUCGGUCGGCGUCGUCUUCGAAGCGAAUGCAUGUCUCGCUUCCGUGAGCCCAAGGACUGCGAGCUCCUCCGCGAGAAACCCUCAUCAUCAAUGGAUCCUCAAGCUGAGCCAGUUAGCUACAUCUGCAGAGAUUGUGGUAUGGAGAAUACGCUGAAACCAGGUGAUGUUAUACAGUGCAGAGAGUGUGGUUACCGUAUCCUUUACAAGAAGCGCACUCGUCGCAUUGUCCAGUAUGAGGCACAUUGACGUUAACAAAAACUGCUGUGGCGUUGGCAAGUAUUUUCGAAUGCAACCGUUAAAGACUUGUAAUGAAAUUGUGAUGUGAAUGUGCUGCGCUGUUUUAGUGCAGUCUUACGAAACUAAAAUUUAACCAUUAAUGAUCCUUCGAGUCUUGAACUAUUAAAAUGAUUAGUACUUUUUAAAACAAA